AUGGUUAUUUUCAUUUUCCUGCUUCUAUGUCUUGCUCCAACUUUAUUUUCGAAUUCAAUCAAACAAAUUGUGACUGAAAAGGCUUACCCAAUAAAUGGAGUUUGCAAAGCGAAACAUUUUAAUGUAUCAGAUCCGAAAACUUGUCUGAAUUUGCUGGAAACAAAUUCAUCUUUUGAAAUAUCUUACUAUAAUUCAACCAGUUCUGAAUGUUGUCUAUCAAACUAUCAAUAUAUUUUUGCAACAAAAAAAUCAGAGAAUUACGAUUUCACAAGUUUUCGAAUUGAUAUAAAUGAUACUUGUCCAGUUGUUGAAAAACCAUGGGCAUUAGAAACUAUGAAUCUAGCUGGAAAUGAGAAAUUUGUUAUGGCUUAUAAUGAAUCUACUCAAAUUAUGAAUGUUACAGGUGAGAAUUAGAGGUUAUGCUCUCUGUAAGUUUUUUAAACAGAUCCAAAUUGCAAUGGGACAGUAGCAAUAAUCAAUGGAACUAGUUAUUGUCAGAUUUUUGUUAUUGACCCUUGGAGCGGUUCUCAUAAAACCUAUAUUUGGCAGUUUUCUGGUAUCCACAACCGUCAUAAAAUUAUCUAAAAUAUCUAUUUCAGAAAAACCAUUCAUAGCAAGUAGUCCGUACGAUAUUCAUUUCACAAGACUCCGUUUUCAUAAGGUAUUAGAGUUUAAAAAUAAGACAAAUGGAAUGAUAAUUAUGGAUGGAAAAAGAAAUGCAAAUUGUCAACGGGCUGAUAAAAUAGGGCUUGCUGAAUACAAAUUUCCAAAUGGUUUUGAUUUUGUUGACAAGGAAAACCCGAUGUUGAAUUCAUAUACAUUCGUGGAUCAACCAUCGAUUGCAACAAAUAAGCUAUGCGUUUCAAUGUUUUAUAGUAUGACGGACUCAAAUAUGAAUAUGAAAGUUGAUUAUGUUAGGUUAGUAUGAGAUUUUGUUUGACUUGCUGAUUGUCUGAAUCUAGCAAAAUUGGUUCUGAUUCCAGAUGUGAUUACUAUUGGGAAGGCAAUUAUACUGGUGAAAUGUCAAUGGGUUUGCUACCAAAAGGUUCACAAUGGGAAUCCGCCCCAGGACCCCAAUUUGAUAUACAACGUGAUUUCUGA
Molecule: messenger RNA, 1101 nt
Organism: Caenorhabditis angaria
Lineage: Eukaryota; Metazoa; Nematoda; Chromadorea; Rhabditida; Rhabditidae
Source: the annotation of a GenBank genome assembly